This is a messenger RNA of Alosa alosa (allis shad), 691 nucleotides long. RefSeq names its product acyl-CoA binding domain containing 7 (gene acbd7). The record is from RefSeq and is a predicted model, not a curated record. Lineage: Eukaryota; Metazoa; Chordata; Actinopteri; Clupeiformes; Clupeidae. Gene Ontology annotation, molecular function: fatty-acyl-CoA binding. The transcript is spliced from 5 exons. The coding region runs from base 202 to 468 and encodes 88 amino acids. Gene Ontology annotation, biological process: fatty acid metabolic process.
CAACCAUUUGAUUGCUCUUUAAUUUUCAAGUCUAAUGGUAGAAAAGUGUGAAAUAUAUUAAGCACAACUACAAAACGGCAGCUAACUACGGCGAAGGUGCUCGGAGGCCUGGUUUAGUAUUAUCGUGAGCCUUUAUUCAUCUGCAGAGGUAUCCUGUGGAGUGGUCGUGAGAAGAGCCAACCGAACGAAAAACGGAGGAAAAUGUCUUUGCAGGCAGAAUUUGAGCAGCACGCGGAGGAUGUGAAGAAGGUGAAGAGCAGGCCCACUGAUCAGGAGCUCUUGGACAUGUAUGGCUAUUACAAGCAAGCCACCGUUGGGGACGUAAACAUCGACAGACCUGGGAUGUUGGAUAUGAAGGGGAAGGCCAAAUGGGAUGCAUGGAAUUCCAGGAAAGGUAUGUCUAAAGAGGAUGCCAUGACCGCCUACAUCGCCUUGGCCAAGGAGAUCAUUGCCAAAUAUGGCAUGUGAUGACAGAAACCUGAGUGAAAUUUAGAAUUGAGAAAAGCAAUAGAAAAUACAUGCAUUUAUUAACUAUUCAAGUUUUUAUUUGUAGUGUUGCAUUAACCCUAACUUCAUUUGUCAUUUUACUUUUAAUUCUUGCACAUAAUUACUUCUGAUCAUUUAAGUCAUGCACAUUUUGUUUAUGUAACUGGUUGACUGAUUUAUUUAAUAAAUUCUAUUCAUUUAGAAA